CGACUUCCUCCUGACGCCGCCUCUGAUUGGCUCCUGGGCAUGUAAGAAACGGGUGAAUGAGCGGCUGGCGCUUGCAGAAACUUGCUGGAGGUCUUGAGGUGGCAUCGCCCUGACCUCCUCGUCCACACGCUGGCGGGCCGAGCCGGGGGAGGAUGAGGUCGUCCUGUGUCCUGCUCACCGCUCUGGUGGCGCUGGCCGCUUAUUACAUCUACAUUCCCCUGCCCAGCUCCGUGUCCGAUCCCUGGAAGCUGAUGCUGCUGGACGCGGUUUUCCGGAGCGCACAGCAAGUGAGUAACCUGAUACACUUCCUGGGCCUGAGUCAUCAUCUGCUCGCACUCAAUUUUAUCAUCGUUUCUUUCGGCAAGAAAAGCGCAUGGUCAUCUGCUCAAGUGAAGGUGACUGACACCGACUUUGACGGGGUGGAAGUCAGAGUGUUUGAAGGCUUCCCAAAGCCAGAAGAGCCGCUGAAACGCAGCGUUGUUUAUAUCCACGGAGGAGGCUGGGCCCUGGCAAGUGCAAAAAUCAGAUAUUAUGAUGAACUGUGUACAGCAAUGGCUGAGGAAUUGAAUGCUGUCAUUGUCUCCAUUGAAUACAGGCUAGUUCCAAAGGUUCACUUUCCUGCACAAAUUCACGAUGUUGUACGUGCCACAAAGUACUUCCUACAGCCAGAAGUCUUACAGAAGUAUUCGGUUGACCCAGGCAGAAUUGGCAUUUCUGGUGACAGUGCUGGUGGGAAUUUGGCCGCUGUCCUGAGCCAACAGUUUAAUCAAGAUGCCAACCUAAAAAACAAGUUCAAAGUGCAAGCUUUAAUUUAUCCAGUUCUUCAAGCUUUAGAUUUUAACACACCCUCUUAUCAGCAAAAUGUCAACACCCCAAUCCUGCCCCGUUAUGUCAUGGUGAAGUACUGGGUGGAUUACUUCAAAGGCAGCUACGACUUUGUCCAGGCAAUGAUCAUUAACAACCACACUUCACUUGAUGUGGGUGAGGCCGUUGCCCUCAGGGCCCGUCUAAACUGGACGUCGCUCUUGCCUGCAUCCAUCACAAAGAACUACAAGCCUGUUGUGCAGACCACCGGCAGUGCCAGGAUCAUCCAGGAGAUCCCUCAGCUGCUGGAUGUCCGUUCUGCCCCACUCAUUGCCGACCAGGAAGUCCUGCAGCACCUCCCAAAGACCUAUAUUCUGACAUGUGAGCACGAUGUCCUAAGGGAUGAUGGGAUCAUGUAUGCAAAGCGCUUGGAGAGUGCAGGAGUGGAGGUAACCCUUGAUCACUUUGAGGAUGGCUUCCACGGAUGCAUGAUUUUCACUAGCUGGCCCACCAACUUCUCGGUGGGAAUCCGGACUAGGAAUAGUUACAUCAAGUGGCUGGAUCAAAACCUGUGAAGAAGCAAAAUUUCUUGAAUGCUUGAACCCCUCUUAACCUCCUGCACCUGCUUUGUGAAGAUACGCACUUUUUAGCCAGCUAACUUCUGCUUAUUACUUGUGAGUUAUGGAGUCUCUUCCCUGCAGACUUUAUGUUCAUUUAAUUUUAUAAAAUGCAUUUGACUAAUGCUAAGUGCAGAAACAUCUGAACUGGUUCUCAAAGUGGGCCAGUCUCUCUCUUACUGUUUUAGCUAAACUAUUGCUAAUACCCACCACUGCAGAAAGCAGGACAAGAAGCUGAAAAUAGCUUUGGGUCCUGCCUCGAUGAAGUUCUUUUCAGAAGAAAUUCUUCCAGCUGUGGAUGAUACAGUGACCUUUAAUGAACUGAGAAUGUGGGCUCUUCAACUGGCUAGAGUUUACUGUGCAUUCAGAGCAAAUGUGUGCACUUUAAUGUGUGCACACUCUAAGUGUGCACAUUUGGUGGGUACCAAAUGCCCUCUGUUCUUUAUGGAUAGAUAGUUUUGUUUCCUAUGGGAAUCUUGGCAAAGGUGUUCUAACAAGGACAAGUUUUUCAAAUGGCUUUCUUCCUUUAGAGUAUUGAUUUUAUGAGAUAGCUGUAAGUCCAGUUGGAUUAUAGUGAUACUUGAAAGUUACUUUCUACCACUAUUAGAAAAUAUGAGGUUGCAUGUACUGGAUACCUGUACAUUGUUAAGUUUUUUUGGUUAUCCUGUCUCCUUGGGGGAUAUCUUUUGGGAGCAAAUUUAUUUAGGUAUAGAAUAAAUGUUCCAUUACAGAACAACUAAAAACAGACAAGUGAACCAACCUAUUGUUUUCAUAAUCAAUACUUCUGACAUAAAUUACCAAGAGUAGUGUCUGUAUAUUUGGCAUAGUUAGAAAAGAAGACACAUUUAAUAUUAAAAUAAUGAAAAAUUCCUCUAAAAGGUCUAGUUUAUUCUUGAAAAUUCAACUUUUUCACUCACAUGGCUUCAAAAUGGGGCUAUUUUGGUAUAUAUAAUGUAUUGUUUAUUUUUUUAAGUUAUUUAAUAUUAGUAUAGGUAGUAGCUAGUCUGAAGAUUUUUCAGAAUGAUGUCUGUAAUGACAUUAAAAAUGAUAUAUUUUGAAAAACUACCUUAGAAUUAUAUCCACUGUAAUUUUAUGGAAAGAGAUAAAGUAGCUAGUAAUACUACUAUACAUUAGGCCUAAAUAUUUUGGUGUUUAUAUGCAUAUAGAAAUUAAAAUACUUAGGUACUAUGACUACACCUAGUAAACUUUCUGGUUCAACAGCUUAGGCAAGACACACACUGCUGAUUUCUGUUCUCUGUGGUCGGAAGAACACCAGCCCAUAUUCUUCUGGGUGAAGGGCAUACAUUGGUACUUGAUGCCAACCCCCUGACCCCCCUACCCUGGUUGAGAAGUUGCAGUAGCCCAAGCUUAAGUUUGCGUAGAGCCUUCACUGCUGGGGGGAUCCUCUUUGGCACAGCAAGGAAUUCCCAUUCUAAUCUGAGUUGAGUACCUCUGCCCACCUUCCGGCCAGUCUUCCUGCUCCCAAUCCACGCUACCUUCAGGGACUGCAGAGAGGAGCAGUGUGGCCAAGCCAUAAUACGAUUCAUCAGUGGCAAGAAAGAACUUUUUUGCUCAUUUAAAAUAUGGGUAUUUCCCACUUCUGGCAGUGUAAUAACAAAUGAAAAUUUGCAUGCUUAUUUUUCUUUUAUUGUAUAAGCCAGUAGCAAUUUAUGUACAAAACAGAAGUAAAUGUAACAGUUUGUGUGUGCCUGUGUGCGUAUAAAAACAAUCGUACUGUGUGAUGUGCUAAUAUACUCAGGCAAGGCCUCACCAUCUCUGGGCCUCUUUCCCUUUCCUCUAAAUCAGAGAAUUGAGUUAAUUUAUGAGGUCUCUUCCAACAAUAUAUUCCAACCAUGUUGUCAGACCGGCAAAUUGUAUCGGUCUCUUCGGCAAUAGUUUUUUUAUAGAUCGUAAUUCCACAUACCCAGACACGUGCAUUAUCAAAGAUUUUUUUUCUUGAAAACUGGAAUUUUAGUUCUUAUUCUAUGACAGCUACCCUCCUCAUUUAAUACUAUUCUUUUUGACAUCAUUUGAAGGAACAAAUGUUUGGACCUUAUUUUGAGGCUAUCUACCUCUAAGAAAGCAAAGAAAAUACAAUACAUGCAGAGUUCCUUAAAAUGGAAUUCUCUACCACCCUCCCCCCCACACACCCCAGGAAUUGUAAGUCAAAUCCUAUAGGAAUUAUAGCCGGUGAAUGAUUCUAAAUGUCUAAAAGGUUCUCGAAUGAAAAGGGAGUGAAAGAAAAAAAGGGUCAACCACUCUUUCUGAUGAAACUCUAGAGUUUCACUAAAGCUGUUAUAAAUGUGAAUAAUUUGCCUGACGACUUACACUGUAUUCCACCUCAGACGUUCCUUGAAGGUCUUUCUUGAAAUUUUCCUUGGAAUAAUAACAGUUAGAAAUCUUGAUACACAAAACCUAGUAGAUACAAGAGAGGCUAAACCAAUAAAAAAAUCUGAGAGCUAAGAACACCUUUGGGAAGCCUACAGAGUUUAUGUUGAAAAUAUUUUGGUUUGGGAUGAGAUUGUUGUCUUUAAUUUUUGUUCUUAUAAGAAAGUUUAUGCUCUGCAGAUUAUUUGUUUAGUGUUAUGGCUUUGUUUUCCUAUUUCAUGAAAAACUUGAGUCUUUUUAUAAUGUUGUGAAAUAUGAACAUAAAUAUAUGAAGAAAAAAAUCUUGAAGUGCUGCAAAAUAUAGUGAAGUGUAAAUUAGUCUUAAUGUUUUAUCACUGAUUUGUGAAAAAUUUAAGACGAUUGUAUUAUUAUCUUAGUGGAUAUAUUUUAUGCAUGACCUUCUACCCUUUGACUUUUUGCUUAUUUCCCAUUGUAAAGGGGAAAGCAGAUUUUAUGAAGGAUUUUGGUGGCAAAUCUAUUUUAUAAGAUGAAAAUCCAGUGUGGAGGUAGAAAGUAUAUAUUUUGAAUCAUGUUUAGAAAUAAAAUGGCUCCAUCUGGAAAUGUG
This is a messenger RNA of Manis javanica (Malayan pangolin), 4374 nucleotides long. RefSeq names its product neutral cholesterol ester hydrolase 1 (gene NCEH1). Lineage: Eukaryota; Metazoa; Chordata; Mammalia; Pholidota; Manidae. Gene Ontology annotation, cellular component: membrane. Gene Ontology annotation, molecular function: carboxylic ester hydrolase activity. The record is from RefSeq and is a predicted model, not a curated record.